This is a messenger RNA of Adineta ricciae, 270 nucleotides long. Lineage: Eukaryota; Metazoa; Rotifera; Eurotatoria; Adinetida; Adinetidae. The record is from the annotation of a GenBank genome assembly.
AUGCUAAUCGGAAUGCCAUGGUUCUGUGAUAGUUGUGGUCGACAAAAUGGUGUCACACGGUAUCAAUGCCAACAUUGUCGAGGAAACAAUACGUAUGAUUUAUGCGAUCAGUGUAUAGUGAAUGCGCCUAUAAUACAUCCAUAUCAUGCAUUUAAAUUGGUGCAAGGUGGAGGAAAUGGUAUUCCAUCGACUAAUGUUGCAGUAACUUAUCCAAAUAUGAAUUGGUCGAGCGUACCCUACUAUCAGUCCGCGCAUCCAGCUGUAGGCUAA